UCAUUGUUUAAGGUUUAUAUCCUGGUUGAAUUCCUGCUUCCGGAUUUCAUCUUAGCGACAAUAAUGAAGACUGUUAGACUUUUUCAUCUUGUCUUGACGACUUCAUUUAUAUUGAGUGCUGCAGUCGCAGAGAGCGAUACUGAAGUGGCAAUUUUGGUCAAUGGUACUGGCAUUCUGAAUUGUACGUCUGAUAAACAGUCAACGAUAUAUGUUGACUCUAUCGAGGUUAACUCACCAUUGUGCAACAGCACUGAUACAGCAGUUGUAUGGCACUUUAAAAGUAUUUGCAAUGGUAAAACAGUUUGUGAAUUUAGUAUCAUGAAUGAAAUGAGGGACGUUAACACAACAUGUUCUUUGAAUGGGACCGAUAGUGAUCUACUUGACGUAAACUAUCACUGUGUUCGUACUGGUAUGUGGUCAAAAUGGAAUGACUAUUCCUUUUGUUCUGUGACGUGUGGUGGAGGUGUACAAACCAGGUCACGAAUGUGUACCAAUCCAGCUCUAAAUGAAAAUGGUCAUAACUGUUCUGGUAACAAUGUAGACGAAAAAAUCUGUAACACACAAAACUGCUCUAAUCCUUUCACUAAGUACUAUAUGGAGGAAGACACAGCUUAUCUAACAUGUUCAAUUGAAUUCAACGAAAUAAUGACAAUAGUUGCAAUCAAAUAUGAAAAAGGAUCCUGCAGUCACAAUGAUUUACAUGGUAUCGGGAAUAUAUGUAACGGGAUGACAGAAUGUAUUUUUAACGUUUCUAACAGUAAUGUUGGUAGUUCAUGUGGUGCUAACGGAACGGCAUCUCUUGAAAUUACGUACAAUUGCAUACGAAAUGGUGGUUGGUCAUACUGGAAAAAUGCAACAACAUCUUGUCCCGUCAACUGUGGUGGUGCUUUACAAAAUGUUACACGCAGUUGUACAAACCCGACCCCAAAUGAGUUGGGAGCCUCGUGUUCUGGAACCAGUUUUGAUGAGCAAAUAUGCAAUGACAAUUCUUGUCCUUUUAUAGGAAGCGUAUGUAGAGAUACCAAAACUGUUUGGACAUGCCCAGAUGGAUAUAUACAAAUGAAACGUGCAGACUGGAUAGCAAGUAACACUUGUGGUGUGCCUGGAAUUACGUCAAAGUUUGAUGUUCUCCGAGAAAUGAGGCAACAUUGCAAUGAAAGGAAAUCUUGCACAUUUACAGCAAACGAUAAUACUUUUAACGUUAGUUGUAAAGAACUACAUAAAACAUGUUCUCAAUUAGAAUAUGAAUAUAUAUGCACAAAAGCAAAAUUGAAUACUUGGACUGAGUGGUCGAUAUGUUCUAAAUCAUGCGGUUCUGGAGAACAAGUAAGAACACGCAACUGUUUAAACCAGUUUAACACAACGGAUGGUUAUUUGAUUGACUGCAAAGGGUCGUCUGAAGAAACAAGAAUGUGCAACAGUAUCCAGUGUCCAUAUUGCGAUGAAAAUAUUUUUCCUCAUCAGAUACCAAGUAAUUUCAAACUUAAACGGGAUGUGUCUUCUAAUUCUGGAAAGACAGACAUAUACAAAAUUGGAUGUUGUGGUACAGUAAAUGCAUUUCAAUUUAUUCCUAUAAAUACUGGAGAUGUUAAAUUUAUUGUUUGGAGGCGCGUGAGAGGAAAUACAUACAAAGCUAUUAAGAAAAAUACAAUAUCCGUUACAGCACAAAACAUUGGGAAGUUUGUUCAACACAACUUGACAAAAUAUGAACGCAUAGCUGUCGUGCAUGACGACAUAGUUGGAUGGUACGAUGGCGGCAAUAAUAUAAUCGGAUAUUACGACUGUUCUCCCGACAAUGAAACCUGUAUGGCAUUUUCAUUGAUGAAAACCGUAAAUGAUGGCGAUGAGAUUGACACGGAUGGCUUACCUUCUAUAUCUGAAAAAAUAUUUGCAUGGAAUUUUUCAACAACUGAGAACAUGGCAGUUGAAUUGUCGUUUGCAGAUGACUCCAUUGAAAUUCCUGACAACUCUGCAGUAGACACCUAUGUGACAAACAUUAGAAUCAAAGACCCAGAUCAAGGCGAUUUCAUUGAGAAUAUAAAACUGGACUAUGACAAUCAGUAUUUCUAUUUUGAUACAAAAUUAAGAAACAUCUACGUAAAGGAAGUCUUGCCACAUACAGUUGGACAGAAAUCUUACAGCCACAAUAUUACACUGACAGUGCAGGACUCAUGUUAUAAUUCUAUAACUACAAAUGUUACGAUAUUAAUAUAUAAUGUUCCUCCUGUGAUUAGCGGAUUACAAAACACUUUGGAAAUAGAUCAUGCUACAGCUGAAAGCAAUCCAUAUCUUGCAAAAUUCCAAGUAAAGGACCCUUCUGGUGAUAAUAUUUCUUGUAUGAUCAACGAGACGAAUGUACCAACAGAAUUGUUUUACCUACAGCUUGAUGACAAAGAUGCGUAUUUGAGAUUGAUGAAUAACGUGAGCAUUCAAAGUAAUACAAGUUCCGAAUUUAUACUUAUUAUUAUAUGUGGAGAUGGAACAGAAAACACAGAGUUCGAGCUCAAAUUAAAGUUUCGACCGAAGAACGAGGGUACAUCGACAAUUCCGUCGAACGAACCUAGUGCCAUGCCAAUAAUUAUAGGGGUAUGUGUCUUUAUGUUGUGUCUUAUCAUUUUGGUCAUACUUGCAUGCUUUUGUAAAAGGCGGAGAAAACUAGUCGUGAACGAAACGUCGGAGGACAAACUAAAAUAUGCCACGUGUUCAGUCGGUGCAGAUGUUAUAGAGAACCAAUAUAAUGAUAUGGGACAAACUGUAGACCAGCAUAAAACUAACGAUUACGUAGAAAUGUCCGGCAAACCACCUGAAAAGGAGAAAGCAUUUCACUUAGGUACGUCCGAGGUCGGCGCUUACACUGAAGCAUGGAGAUGAUUCAUUUACUUUUAUGUACAUUUUAUUUAACACUAAUAUCGUUUCUUUUUUCUACAUUCAUUUAUUAUUAAAUAUCAAUGUUUUCUUCAUAAAAGAUUAAAUAAGGACGGUUUCAUCUAUAAAGGGAUUUUGGAGGUGAUUGUUUGCUUCAAAUUUGACUUCUUUUUGCCUAGAGUUGUAAUCACUUUUAUCGAGGCCUGUUCUAUUGGGGAAAAAACUGUCAUUUAUUUUAUUUGAAUAAAUAUUCGUUAACAUAUCAUUUGUCUGCAUAUAUACAAUAUAAUGAUUUUUACUAUAUACAUUAUUUAUAAAUGCCAUGUACAUUUUAAUUUCUAUUUCAGUUGCCAUGUAUUUGCUUUUUAUAAUAAAAUAAAACUAUAUGCAUUUUAAA
Mytilus californianus (California mussel) is the source of this 3262-nucleotide messenger RNA. RefSeq lists its product as uncharacterized. The transcript has 15 exons. The record is from RefSeq and is a predicted model, not a curated record. Bases 64 to 2871 code for a protein of 935 amino acids. Gene Ontology annotation, molecular function: calcium ion binding. Gene Ontology annotation, cellular component: membrane. Lineage: Eukaryota; Metazoa; Mollusca; Bivalvia; Mytilida; Mytilidae.